Messenger RNA from Patiria miniata (bat star), 2431 nucleotides. RefSeq lists its product as uncharacterized. The record is from RefSeq and is a predicted model, not a curated record. Lineage: Eukaryota; Metazoa; Echinodermata; Asteroidea; Valvatida; Asterinidae. The transcript is spliced from 4 exons. The coding region runs from base 623 to 1984 and encodes 453 amino acids.
AGUUUGUUUAUUUAUUUAUUUCUGGUAAUUAAACCAAGGAUUUCUCAAAAGCGCCCUACGGACGAGAUGGGAAAAUGAGACGAAAUUGCAGUUUUAGAUGUGGGAAAACCCGAGAAGAUCAUUUUAGGGAACCCACGUAAUCAGGUAUAGGGACUGAAAACCCAAUCCACACGUGGACCAGGAUAGGAAUCGAACCCGUUGUGGGGAGGGGGAUGGCAGGGGGGUUGCAGGGCCGGGAGGGAGUUGAUCUACUGACCAAUUUUUAGGACUUACUUUACCCGUUUCAGGAUUGUUUGUGAGUUUCUCAGCCAUGGAAUAGUUGAAAGGGAAAAAUAACUUCACAUGUUAAUUACAUGUAUUUACAGAGCCAGGCAGACAGACGCACAUCUUUGGACAGGAUUUUGUAGCGGUGAUACCCCUGACAACUGGGUUGCCAGAAAGCGGUUCAUCUCUUCAGAUAGUUUGUGUUUCUUGUCAAAGGUCAUCUGCCACAGUUCGCAUCACUCUUCUAUAAGGAAACUUUUCUGAAAAUUUUACCAUUCAGGCUACAUCUCCAAGGUUUGUUUCUCUAAGCAUCUCUGAACUUGAACCCUUGGCAACUACCACACCACCAACGCCGGCUAUGUUUAACAUCACAGCCGAUGAAAACAUAACUGUGACCGUCUUUGUCAAGAUUGCCGGUACCCUGAAUGCGUACACAGCUUUCCCCGUAGACUCCCUGGAUGGAUAUUACAUCGUAGCUUCUUAUGAAAGGCCAGAGGAACAUGUGUCCGAACUCACUGUCGUUGCUACUGAACCAGAAACACAUUUUAAUUUGCACCCAUACAGUAAGGUCACCAUUCGUGGUCAUGAGGAUUGGCCAGCAACGACACAAUUUGGGCGAGGAAUUGGGGGAUGGGCGACGUAUCAGACACACAACAGCUUCAUGGGGGGUCAUCUGCAAGAAGUGACAGACAAACCACUCAUUGGCUUUGUGGGAACACACCGUGCAUCCGCGGAGUAUGGUUGGGCUCAAUCACUAGAUCAGCUGCACCCGCUAGUAUCCUUAGGGACAAAGUACGCUGCGGUGCCAGUUGCUGGAAAUCAUCUCCGAAACAUCUUCCGCAUUGUACCCGUCUGGGAAAAUACCAACAUCACUUGGAUUUCAGGACAUCAUUCGAAUGGGAGCUAUACUCAUAAAAGCUUUACACUCAACAGCGGCCAUGUUUUGGAUCUUACCUUUGAUUCCAAGGAAGUCGGGCAAAUUGAAGGCUCCAAACCAUUCCUGUUGCUCCACCAUAUUGAGUUAGGGACAUCCGUUAUGGACACCGCACUGGUAACCGUACCAACAGCAGAACAGUUCACGCGUCAACCGUUCACAUUCUCAACGUAUGAACUGCCAGGCAUAAAAGUAGACACCUACAUUACCACAUUGGCGCCUUGCAAGUUUCUUGAACAGAUUUAUCUUAUUAAGAACAUGGCUGCUUCUGGCUCUGCUUUGGAUUUUGAGAAGACCUUUGGCAUUGAUGAUGGGUUGGAGUACUGCGGGUCAAACAGACAGCUGGAGUCUGGUGUAUACACGAUAGGUCUAUAUCCAGACAGUCCAUCAGAAGCUGUGUACUCCGCCAUACUCUACGGUAAGACAACAUCUGGCGUCUUUGCUUACAUCCUUGCCUCGGAACUCAACCAAGUCACUUGUAGUGUAAAGGACUCAGAACCCACUCUUUGCCAUCCUCCAACAGUGCCCAUCCAGCCUGCUUCUUCAACCAUCCAGACUUCGACUGUAACUUCAACUGGUGUCACUUUUGAAACUUCAACGGCACCUAACAAAAAUAAGAGCGCUCCCAGCGGCGCAGUUAUUGGAGCGGUUGUCGCAGUUACAGUGAUCAUCGUCGCUGGAUUGGCAGUUCUUGGUUUCUGUUUGUUUCGCUACUACAGACGUCGCUGUUGGAAGCACUCGGGCGAUAAUUUGGAGGGCAAGCCCAUGGUUUAUGUCUUGUUGUAAGUUGGUGUAUAAUUUGUGGAGACUGAAAUUUGUAUUUUGACUUGAAACUGUUAUGAUCAAACUUUUGAGUUUUCUUGUCUUUUUCUAGAAUUGAGCUUUUGCAUGAAUUGUUCUUAAAUAUGUUGUUGAUAUUCCAUGUCAGGGCGUGAUUACAUGUAUAAAUAAAUGCAAUGACAUAGAGUCCUGUCGUUAUGGAAAAUUGUGGGUUUAUCAAAAUAUGAGAUCAAUAUCUCUGUACGUAUUUUACUUUUCACAGCAGUUACCGAUCAUAGUAUUGAAAAAGUCAAACUAGUAAACUUGUUGUAAAUUCUUUAAUUGCCAUAAGUACAAAUAUUGUUAAGGACGAAAUUGAAAGACAUGUUAAAGCUAUAGUCCAUCAUUUGCAGCCAUCCGAAAAGUAACUGGCGUAAUUAUUGUUGGAAAACAUACUUGGUUGAAAGAUAGUAA